Messenger RNA from Didymodactylos carnosus, 963 nucleotides. Lineage: Eukaryota; Metazoa; Rotifera; Eurotatoria; Philodinida; Philodinidae. The record is from the annotation of a GenBank genome assembly.
AUGAAUCCUACGUCUGAACAAAUACAUCUAAAUCAGUUUACACAUCGAUCAGAUUUGGAUAUCGAAGAUACUGAUAUUGAAUCUUUACAAUCAAAUCAUACACAUUUCAUAUUAAUUGAUAAUGGACGUAAUGCUGGCUAUUCAGCUGAUUCGGACCGCUCGGAUUUUGUUAAACUGAUACUUGAGUCGAAAACAAAUCGCUGUUUUGCUGUGACAAUCAUUGUUGAAGGCGGUAUUCACACAACAGAAGUUAUUCUUAACGACUUGAAAGAAAAACGUUCAGUUAUCAUUAUUCAAGGGAGUGGCAAAAUGGCUGAUCUUAUUGCUAAGUUAAUGGAAAUUACAUCAGAUAAAACACAACAGUCAACAAGAGACCUAACUGAUGAAGAAAUUAAAAGUAAUAUAAAACUCUUUUUACCCAAUUGGUUUCAAACAGCUACUGUUAAUGACUUGAAUGAAAGCUAUCGUUCAAUUCGAGAGAUAUUAAAACUAUCAUUAAGACAAUAUUUGCAUGUAUAUCAUCUUGGUAGUAACGCAAGUUUAACAGAAACAAUAUUUAAUUCAGUUUUUAAAACUCACAUUACAGAAGAAAUAUUUAAUUCCGUUGUUAAAGCUCCCUUUACAGAAAAAGAACUUUUAUAUUUGGCAAUUAAAUGGAAUUGUCUUGAAAAUGUUAAACGAACAUUAGAACAGAAACAACAUAAAACACAGGAUCGAGAAUUAUAUUCAAAAGUAUUUAAACAAGCGAUGUUAAGUGAUCGUUGGAAAGUUGUUGAUUAUAUACUUCGUUUAAAUUUUUCUCCACUUGAGACUUAUGAAUAUAUUGAUUAUAAAGAACAGAAACCAAAUUCUGUCAAAAUCACAUCUCAGUUAUUACAAACUAAUGUUAAUAGAAUUAGUGAUAAAAAAUCUACAAUUAUUAAUUUAAACAAUGAUAAAAAUGAUGCAAUCAACAACAACUAA